Macrobrachium nipponense is the source of this 762-nucleotide messenger RNA. Its product is annotated as melanoma-associated antigen C1-like. The transcript is spliced from 2 exons. The record is from RefSeq and is a predicted model, not a curated record. The coding region runs from base 1 to 762 and encodes 253 amino acids. NCBI's taxonomy places the organism in Eukaryota, Metazoa, Arthropoda, Malacostraca, Decapoda, Palaemonidae.
AUGAGUCCAGAUUCCAGAUUCGAGUCCAGUACAGAGGCCAGAUUCCAGUCUAGUACAGAAUCCAGAUUCGAGUCCAGUACAAAGGCCAGAUUCCAGUCCAGUACAGAGUCAAGAUUCCAGUUUCCAGUUCAUCCAGUACAGAGGCCAGAUUCCAGUCUAGUACAGAAUCCAGAUUCGAGUCCAGUACAAAGGCCAGAUUCCAGUCCAGUACAGAGUCAAGAUUCCAGUUUCCAGUUCAGUACAGAUUCCAGAUUUCAGUCCAGUAAAGAGUCCAGAUUCCAGAUUCCAGUCCAGUACAGAGGCCAGAUUCCAGUCCAGUACAGAGUCCAGAUACCUUGGUCCCCCAGUACAGAGGGGGUUCAGAUUCCAGUCCCAGUUACAGAGCCAGAUUCCAGCCAAGCACCAGAGGCCAGGGGAUUCCAGUCUAGUACAGAGUCCAGGAUUCCAGCCAAUACAGAGUCAAAGAUUUUUCCAGAUUCCAGUCCAGUACAAGAGGCUUUAGACUCCAGUUCAGUACAGACUCCAAAGAUUUCCAGUCCAGUUAAAGGAGGUCCAGGGGCUUCCAGAUUCCAGUCCAGUAUAGAGUCCAGAUUCCAGAUUCCAGAUUCCAGUCCAGUUCAGAUUCCAGAUUCCAGACCAGUACAGAGGCCAGAUUCCAGUCCAGUACAGAGUCCAAAUUCCAGUCCAGUACAGAGUCCAGAUUCCAGUCCAGUACAGAGGCCAGAUUCCAGUCCAGAGCGCAGCUCCAUCAAUCCACUCUAG